GUACACGCCCUUUCGUAAUGCAGCAUGGGGGAAAGAUGGUAAAAAAAUGAAGGAUUCGUUGCGGAAAAAAGGCUCAAUAUCAAAGUAGAACAAACGAUUCCUGCGCAUUUACGGAUGGGUAUGUCAGUGUUUCCCCUACCAUUACCUGAUGGAGGCGCCCCGCCCCGCCCCACCCCGCCCCUACAACGGCACUUCCCGCCCGCUUGAAGGUCAAGUUAUUUAAAUGUUUUAUGUUGGGUUAGAUCACAAGAGAAGUCAUUUAAGGUUAUCUUUCCUAUAUAACAUGUCUAUACCUUGUUAUCGUAUUAAACAAACUAAAUAGCAUUAUGUUAUUUACAUGGCGGCAUGUCAUUUCUGAUUCUACGUGGUCGCGUAGCCUUUACAAUUCUCCUCUGCUCUCUGUAUUGAGUUCUGACCCGAUGCACGCGCACACACACACACACACACACACACACACACACACACACACACACACACACACGUGCGCUCACAUACACCGGUAAGCACACUUUCACCAGUGGACAGAGAGCGCGUGUGGGAAAAUAUGUCGCGUCAACCACCUGAAAAGCAGAUUAAAAAAAUUGCGUUUUUAAACGCUCCCAGGGUGGUGAAAAUACGCAUGCCCUGCCCCUGACUACAGGGUUUUUCCUUGCUCAAAAUGAGGCGGAGGUGGUGCCAUCCUGAUCUUGUACACACACACGUAGGCCUACCGUACCUUUAAGUGGCUUAAUCAAAGUGACUUUGAGUAAAAUUAGAUAAAAAUGACAACCAUUAAGUUAUAUAAAACAUUACUUUUAUUCAACCAAACAGAAAUGUUUUUUUAAUAAAAUAAAGCUUUUCUAUCAUUUUCAACUAACUUUUCAGCCCACAAUAGCCAACUGAAUUAACCAGUCUUACUAAAUGAGCAAAGCUCAUUCACAUCUUGCAUUCUCUGUGGUUCACUUUAAAUGAUUCAAGGAUCUCUUAUAUUCGCUAGUGACUAAAAAGUUCAAUAGUUUAAAUGAAUCUGUUCAAAUGAGUCAUUCGUGUGCGAGUCGUUCUGAACGCAAUGUGCGUUCAUACUGGCGAACUCGCUGUGUACAGUAUACGCUGAUUCAACGAUCCAACUGCACAGCUAAAGACAUUACAAAGAUGUACGUCAUGUUAACUUAAUAAAUUUCAGGAAAUUAAACGUACUUGGAUCAGUGGCGUAACUUUGUUUUGAAAAGUGGUGGGGACAAAGACGACACAAACAAUACUUUAAUAAAUUGUUUCUGUAUGAACUCGUUGGGAAUAUUCAUGGUCGUCACAAGCGCGAAACAUGUAGGUGACUCCUCAAGAAAACAGUAUAAAAACUGCGCCGCUUUAUCGAUGGCUUCAGUGGUGUAACAUUAGUGCGAAAGACGCAUGACAAGUAAUAUUGAUACUGCCGUGAAGCAAGUUCGAAUCCGCUGAUCUCACUAUUCUAAAUUUUCACAUCACAUAUCAGAUCUGCUUCCAUUUGUUUUUAAACUAUAUCAUGUUUUCAUCAAUAUAUAAUUUAAAGCAUGUUGUGCUUUAUUUUAUGUAAGGAUGGCUGUUGCCGUACGUAAUUAAACGUAUUAAUUCGUGAUUAAACAAAAACUACUGAAACGAAUGUGUUUUCCCCAUGUUAAAAAUUUGGUGUUUGACAACCCCCUGCUAAUAAGGACAAACAUUCAAGUAUACAGGGGAAACAGAUGGAAAAUAAUAUCUUUAAAAAAUCAUAUUUUCACUAAUUACUACGGGCAUUGCCUGAUAGGCUACAAAUAUACAACAAACUUUCCAAAUUUUGUUUUGAACUCAUGAAACUACAAAGUUGUGACUUUUUCCAUUUAUUGGAGUUUUCUAUCAAUUAUCAAAAUGUAAUUAAUCUUGCAAUAGGCGAUAGCAACCGCAUGUCGAGAACAAUAAGGACGAAUAUUUAGCACCAAAGUGCAAUUAAGCGCAAAAUGUUUGGUACAUGUAUGACUUGAACAGCCAUUUUCACAUAUUUUCAUAAUUUUAUUAAAAAUAAAUACUUUUACAAUCUGAUAUGUGAUAGGGAAAAAGUUCAGCAAACAGCAGUCGCGAACCCACGACGACGUAAAGCAGGUAACACUUGCUUUACGCUCUAUGCCACCGGAGCAGUGAAGUUUUGUGUGCCUUUCUUACAUUUUGUCUAUUCCAAUCUGAAACUGAUGGGCUGAGUUAGUAUAAAUAGCCUCUGUUUACAAAGCGGGCUACUUGCAUGGUAAAUAGACGCUCCGUAUUUUUUAUUUCUUACAAUAAGUGGUGGGGACAAAAUUGACUUUGGCAAAAAGUGGUGGGGACAUGACCCACCCAUCCACCCGCAAAUUACGCCUAUGACUUGGAUGCAAAACAAACAGCCGUGAAACACAGGCUGGCUCUUGUUCUGCAACUCUUUUUAGCGCCUCAGUGUGCCGAUAACGAAACAGCGCCUCCGCUGUGGCGUAAUGUCGCAACUGCAGUUACAAAUGACAGUCUGUUAAUGCACACAGCAUUUCUUGUGAAGACUCACAACAUCAUUUUGGCGAGAGCCUGAGGUGGCACGACAUUUUAUGGAGGUGGCCGCCUCCAAUUUCUCUAUGCAGGAAAAACCCUGGACUAGCAACAGUCAAGUUACCACCGGAUGACAGGUUUUCACCUUAUCCUUCCUUCCAUCCGGACCGCAAGACAUAAUGAACCAUUAAAAAAAAUCUUUCUGUGGUUUCAAUUGAGCAGCGCGUCUACAUAACUGAGAUGUACACAUCAUGCGCACUCAGGGACAUUUAUGUUGAUUAUAUUUUGCAGCUAUAUCCUCUAAUAUCUUUAUUUAGCAACAAACGCUUCAUUUGAACCCUUUCCGCUCCGUGAGCGCUGCUUCUCCAGCCAAAGACACGUCGCAUAUAAAGACCUGCAGACACCAAUAGCAGUGACACACGAUGCCGAUAGUGGACAAACUGAAAGAGGCCCUGAAGCCGGGCCGUAAAGACUCCAGCGAUGAGGGCGACCUCAACAAACUGCUCGCUUCAUCCGCCAAGAAAGUCCUGCUGCAGAAGAUCGAGUUUGAACCGGCCAGCAAAGGCUUCAGCUACCAGCUUGACACGCUCAAGACCAAAUACAUCAUCCUGAAUCCCAAGAACGAUGGUGCAGCGCUGCAUAGACCUCCAGAGUCCGCUCAGAUUAAGAGACAGCUGUCUGAGAGUCUGAUCGGUGGACAGAGCGAUGGCAUCCCUGCUCCACAGAAGAUGCUCUUUCCCGGGAACAAGCUCUCCAUGAAGUGGGAGAGGGUGUAUCGGGUGGGAGCCGGCCUUCACAACCUGGGCAACACCUGCUUUCUCAACUCCACCGUGCAGUGUCUCACGUACACCCCACCACUGGCCAACUACCUGCUGUCAAAAGAGCACAGCCGAUCCUGUCAUCAGUCUGGAUUCUGUAUGAUAUGUGUGAUGCAGAAUCAUAUCAUCCAAGCCUUCGCUAACACGGGCAAUGCCAUCAAACCGGUGUCCUUCAUCCGAGACCUGAAGAAAAUUGCGCGGCAUUUCCGGUUCGGCAGCCAGGAGGACGCUCAUGAGUUCCUGCGCUACACCAUUGAUGCCAUGCAGAAAGCUUGUCUAAGCGGUUAUCCAAAACUGGACCGGCAGACACAAGCCACCACUCUAAUCCAUCAGAUAUUCGGAGGUUAUUUGAGGUCACGAGUGAAGUGUUCGGUGUGUAAAAGCGUGUCUGAUACUUAUGACCCAUACCUGGACAUCGCUCUGGAGAUUCGGCAAGCGGUGAACAUCGUCCGUGCUCUCGAGCUGUUUGUCAAGCCUGAUGUUUUGAGUGGUGAGAACGCUUACAUGUGCGCCAAAUGUAAGAAGAAGGUUCCAGCAACCAAGCGCUUCACAGUUCACCGGACAUCAAAUGUUCUGACGCUGUCGCUCAAACGCUUCGCUAACUUCAGCGGAGGGAAGAUUACAAAGGAUGUCGGUUACCCAGAGUUCCUGAACAUCCGUCCGUACAUGUCUCAGAGCGCUGGUGAUCCUGUGAUGUACGGUCUGUAUGCUGUACUGGUGCAUUCUGGGUACAGCUGUCACGCCGGACAUUACUACUGCUACGUCAAGGCCAGUAAUGGACAGUGGUACCAGAUGAAUGACUCAAUGGUUCAUUCCAGUAACAUCAAGGUUGUCCUCAAUCAGCAGGCUUAUGUUCUCUUUUACCUGAGGAUCCCAGAGAAGAAGAAUACAGAUGCUUCAAAUACAAAACAGAACCUACUGCAUGCUGGGAGAAGCAACAUGACCCCCGAGCAGCUGAAGAAGAGCUCGCUCAAUGGACCUCUGUCUUCACCGCAGGUCACUAAGAAACUUGAUCCGGCUCAGCUGAGGAAAAUUCAGUCUGUUGAUGGGGGUCUUGGAGUUCCUGUAGUCAGGAAUGGUUUAGGGGUCCAUUCGCCCAAGAUGUCCAAUGGUAUGGCCCUGAGCAAACCGUCCGGUGGACCCACACUGAUCCAGGAGCCCGUAAAGAAAGUGAAGAAACCUGUACCUCAGUGUCAGCCUCGUGCCAGUCUCUCUACUUCAACCAACGGCCUCCCAAAACCUGACAGCCUGACGUCAUCUACCUCACUCAAAUCCCUGUCUGACACCUCUUCAGCGGACACCUCUGAAUCUAAAGAGUCGAUUGGCACGAGAAGCGCUCCCGCUAAUGUAUCCGGUGUGUACAGUCCAGCGUCUCCAGCUAAAAGCAUAGAGCGUGUGAUGUCAGAAGAGCAGAAGGUGGUGAAACUCAAACCACAGGCCCUCAUGAAUGUAACAUCAGAGACCGUCAGCACCAUGUCUCCUCCUCCCGCCAAACGUCUCGCCCUGUCUGCCAGAAAGGCCAAUCAGCAGCAGAGCCCGAGCUGCACAACUGAGGCUCCGCCCACCUCAUCUCUUCAUUCGUCCAGUGACUUCAGCCCGGCCCCGCCCCACCUACAUCACAGAGUCUCAGCUGAUUCGCUCCACCUGCCGUCUCUAUCUUCACCUCAUCUCUCCAAAGAAUCAAGUCUCAUUAAAUGGCCCCCGUCACCUGCUCAUGCUCCCUCACCACAGACCAAUGGCUUUCAGCCUCGACUGGCCAGUACACACGGACCAAUCCAAGGCCAGAACCUUUCUGCAUCAGCCACGGGUUUCGCGCGGGGACCCACGCAUAACGAGAAGAAAAAUAAAUUAAAGCGACGUCAUUCGGAGGUGGAGCAAGACGCCCCUGAAGCCUCUGCCACAGAAGAACCAAAGUCAAGUGUUGAAAAAAGAAAGAAGAAGAAGAAGAAGAGUAAGAGAGAGGAAACGGUAAACCGUCUCGAGGCAGACCGUGUCAAGUGUCAUCAGGAUGAGGAUUGGUUUCUUGGACAAUCCUGGAGUCUCGGUUCAGCGGUGAAGGAAAGCACUGAGGGUUAUCACAACAAACAUCAGUCAGCGUCGCCGGCCGUAGCGCCCGUCAUCGACCCCGUCCUCAAGAAGAAAAAGAAGAUGAAACACAAGCUUGUGGAGUUCAGAAAUGGAGCUGCACUUUCCAAAUGUGACGUGACAGAAGAUGAUUCUGGUGCACACACAAACACUGCAGAUAUGAACCAAACAAAGAGACAUCAGAAGGCAGAGGAGAUGAAAAGGAUUGAGUUGGAUGACGUGACGUCUCAUCAGAACACACAGAAUGCUGCUGAACUCAGCACAGCUGCAGUGAUUGUUUGGGACAGUCAGCUUCAGGACGGCUACAACCGCAAGCAGAUCUGUCCAGAAGCUGAGGGCAUGUCCAGAAGAGGCUUCGCCCCUAUGGGUUGGGACGGCAAGAGAAGCUGUGAUGUUGUUGAAGAGCUCCUGAGGAGAUCUUCAGAUAAAGCAUACGGGACUGAAGUGCUCAGUUGGGACGGCGAGCAGUCGGCUAUCAGCAGAGAUGCUAUAGAGGACACGCGCUGUGCCAAAAGCACGAGAGUCAUCGAUGAGUGGGACGAGGAGUUUGACAGUGGAAAAGUAAAGAAAAUAAAAAAAUGUAAGAAGGAGAAGCGAAGGAAUGGAAAUGUCUUCCAGAAGAUCCAGGAGCAUCGUACCAAAUGGUCAGUCACAGGCCGAGGCAGAUGGGGCAGUCUGGGAUAUCACCGCUGACAGCUGUAAAAUGUGGAUCCUGAUCAGACUGUAUGCUGAUUGGAUGAGAAGUUGCGGGAGCCGUGUCCAAAUCAUCAGUACUGUGAAACGUCUGCGCUGCCGGUCUCCUGAGGUUUGAAAUCCAUCUGUGGAGUUGUGACCGUAGUGAAUGAGGCAGACUGUGAUGUUCAUCAGAAGAAGAAUUCUGAACUCAUCAUAUCAUUCACACUGCUUAUGUGAAGAGAGAUACCUCAUGCUUCCUUUGACUCCAUAUGUCUGUUCAGCACAUGAUUCUCUCGGGAUGCUGUUAUACAAUGUCAUCUGUGUGUCACCCCUGACGACUUGCAUCGGAAUACAUGUAUUGUGCUCGUUUUAUUCUUGUUUACGACAUACUGUACCCAUCCUUCUUCAUCUCUGUGGGGGUUUAUUUCAUGUGUCAAAUAAGAAUAUCAUAGUUUGACAUAUUUUGAAGGGAAAUGAGGCUCUUGUGGCGACAGUUACUGCAUUCAAGAAAUCUCUGCAUUGUCCCAGUCUGUCAGUCAGAUCAUAUGGUCUUUUGUGCACAGUGCUGCAUACCACAACGCAAUGGACGUCAUUCGUUUCGUACACAUAAACACAAAAACACACACAGGCCUUAACACGAAGCACUGUGUGUUUGUGUCAGGAUGGCUGAAUCUCGUCUCAUCUCUUAUUCUCUAUGCAACUUUUGCACAAAUCCCACGGAUGCUUUUGGAGGGUCUUAUUGUCAGUACCACACCAAGCAUUCAUGUGUGUGUGCACAGUACUAAUGCAAAAUGGUUUCCAGUGUUUCUCCUAAAAUGAACUGCUAGGAUGACAGCGGCGUUGAAGAACAUUUGUACAGUGGAUCCUGUGCUCUCUGUGAUGCCCCUCCGUCAUCGUUCUUGUUGUUAAAAGAUCUUCCUUUUAUGAAUGCCUCUGUUUUUAGAAAAUUUGCUUUGAGUUUAAUUGAAAAACUGAAUAGAAGAUAUCACAAAUGAUACUUACAAAGAUAUGUUAAACUGCACAUUGCUAAACAGAAGCUAGUAUUAAAGUUUUAUUGAAUUGUAGUUUCUGUAUUUCUCUUUGAAUUGAGAUAUUUUCAGAAAGACAGAAGUCUAAAGAACACAUUAGUGUAUCAUGUUUGAAUUGAUGCUUCUGUAUCUAAUGCCUUUCCUGACAGAGAGAAGUCAUUCAAUAUUGCAGAUACAUAAACAUAGAUAUACUGGUGCAAUAAAGUUGUGACUUUUGUGAACUUU
Messenger RNA from Triplophysa rosa, 7330 nucleotides. It is a transcript of the gene usp36, whose product is annotated as ubiquitin specific peptidase 36. Gene Ontology annotation, molecular function: cysteine-type endopeptidase activity; cysteine-type deubiquitinase activity. Gene Ontology annotation, biological process: protein deubiquitination; regulation of apoptotic process. The record is from RefSeq and is a predicted model, not a curated record. NCBI's taxonomy places the organism in Eukaryota, Metazoa, Chordata, Actinopteri, Cypriniformes, Nemacheilidae. Gene Ontology annotation, cellular component: nucleus; cytosol. Bases 2922 to 6095 code for a protein of 1057 amino acids. The transcript has 22 exons.